GCCAUACCCUGUGUAGGUAACCAAACAGAUAGGCAGCUGGUUGCGCUCUCGGAGAUUUCACCGAAAUACAUACAUACAUCAUGGUGCGGCCCACGGAGCAUCGCUACUGACAAGUGACAAGGCGCACGUGGGUAUUGCAUCUCGCCGGUUUUAUUCGCCCUGGGUAGAACCUGAUGGACGGAGUGGAUUUUAAAUAUACGACAUAGGGGACUCAGCUGGGUGUUUCGCGCGGCGUAAAACGCUCUCGAGGAGCGACCAGCCAACCACAGGCGGAGGCUUUAGUUUAUUAUCUAUGUGGGCGUUCGUGAGAGCUCGACGUGCUCGACCAAAAAACUCAAAGAAGUGCCCAAAUCGCUGAGGGGACUAGUGAAGAGUGAGAAAGGCGUAGCAGCUUCGGCAGAUAGAGAUCAAACGCACCAGCCUCUCCUCGCCGUGGUUCAGGCAAAGCGGCACAAGCCCAAACACCAAAAGCAGCCCAACGUGUCGCUUGUAUUGCCAAUGUAUUGGUGAUGUUUCGAUAAUAUCCCCAAUGUUUUAAAUAUCGACAAUAUCAACUGAUAUAUCCCAUAUCUUGUAUCCCACCUGUGCGAUACGAAAUGCACAGACAGGUCAAGAAACAUGGGAAGCCGGCUAACAUUGCUCAGUUUCAUCCUCAGCUCGAUUCUUUGGGCUUGAAAAUUAUUCAAGUGACUGCAGAUGGCAAUUGUUUCUUUAGGGCUCUAGCUGAUCAAUUGGAAGGGAAUGAAGAAGAACAUGGAAAGUAUCGACAUAUGGUGGUACAAUAUAUUAUGAAGCACCGCCAAGAGUUUGAGCCUUUUAUUGAAGAUGAUGUUCCGUUUGAUGAGUACUGCAAGUCUAUGGAAAAGGAUGGCACAUGGGCAGGAAAUAUGGAAUUGCAAGCAGCUUCCCUUGUCACCCGCAGCAAUAUCUGUAUUCAUCGAGUUAUGUCACCGCGCUGGUACAUACGAAAUUUUGAUAGCCGUGGAACUUGUAUGAUCCAUUUAUCAUACCAUGAUGGGGAACAUUACAAUAGCAUUCGGUUAAAGGAAGAUCCUGGUAAUGGACCAGCUAGGCAAAUUGUUAUUAAGGCGGAUGUUGAUCUUUCUGCUACACCCCGUCAAUCAAAUGUUACAAUUACCAAAUCUAAAGCUACUUCAAGUCAAAACAUGAUUGAUGCGGCAGCAGUUAAAAUAGUCAUGGCUGGAACUGGAUGUGAAAAUGGGAGCAAAGUGGAACAGGUUUUACAAGAAUUAGAUGGUGACAUUGAUGCUGCAAUAGAAACUCUGAGAGCUGGAGUUGGAACAGAUGAAGAUUUAGUUGAACACGAUGAGUUUCCUGAUGAAAAUGUUGCUAAUAACGGUCAUUAUGAAAAUGGGGACUAUGAAGAUCCUGAGGCACCUCAACAAAGCAAGAUACCUGACCCCAAUAGAGCUAGUGAUGACUUACAAAUUCAUGAUGAUGAUAGUUCUCAACCUGAUGAUAAGAAAAUCCCUAGAAAUAAGGCAUGCCCGUGCGGUUCAAAAAAGAAAUACAAGGCUUGUUGUGGUACAAGAACAAGGAAAUCCUCUCCGGAGCCUGUAAUCACUGAAGUGGUACAGAUACUAUCCAACAUGCUUUUAUUCACGAGAACUGCUAGGGUGACGCACGGGAGGGUGGAGAUGGUAGAAACAUGCCAACAUGGCACUCUGUAUGAGAUCUGGGCAAUUCAACAGGUGGGUGCUGCUGUAAACAUGCCCUGUUCCAAAAAUCAAUCCAGCCCAGUCAUCAGGUGGGCCACGUGUAUGAGAAGCAUGGAGGGUUGGGAAAAACAUGACAGAAGAUCUAUAUUCAACAUUCACGCGUUGCCCACCUGAUGACUUGACCUUCUUGAUUUUUGGCCACGGGUUUGUUCAUGGUGGCCCCACCCUGAUGUUUGGCCUGAAUCCCACGUCCCCCAUGUUAGCACAUGUGUAGAAAGGAAGUUACCAUUAGCAAGGGUAAGAAGGGGAGAAAGCAGAACAGAGUUGGUGGACCGGCGAAGAGUGCACCUUCUCAAGGUCCUAAAGCAGAUCCGCCGGACAUGGGGGCACUUUGUAUCUGAG
Molecule: messenger RNA, 2081 nt
Organism: Magnolia sinica
Lineage: Eukaryota; Viridiplantae; Streptophyta; Magnoliopsida; Magnoliales; Magnoliaceae
Product: OVARIAN TUMOR DOMAIN-containing deubiquitinating enzyme 7
Exons: 13
Coding region: 597-1853 (418 amino acids)
Biological process (GO): protein deubiquitination
Molecular function (GO): cysteine-type deubiquitinase activity
Source: RefSeq, a predicted model, not a curated record